Messenger RNA from Protopterus annectens (West African lungfish), 987 nucleotides. Its product is annotated as melatonin receptor type 1C-like. Gene Ontology annotation, cellular component: membrane. Lineage: Eukaryota; Metazoa; Chordata; Ceratodontiformes; Protopteridae. Gene Ontology annotation, biological process: G protein-coupled receptor signaling pathway. The record is from RefSeq and is a predicted model, not a curated record. The transcript is spliced from 2 exons. The coding region runs from base 1 to 987 and encodes 328 amino acids. Gene Ontology annotation, molecular function: melatonin receptor activity.
AUGAGUAUAUUAGUUAUUAAUAUAAGCAGUGCUGGCAACAGUUUGAUUGAUCAAAGUCAGACAGCUUUUCCAUUUUCUGAGAUCUCUGAAAGUUUAACAAUUGUGCUGGCCACUGUGAUGAUCUUCACAACCACCAUGGACAUCUUUGGGAACAUACUAGUGGUGCUGUCUGUGUUACAAAACAAAAAACUCAGGAAUGCUGGUAAUAUGUUUGUUAUCAGUCUUUCUGCAGCUGAUAUCCUUAGUGCUGUUUACCCAUACCCUUUGAUGAUCAGAUCUAUUUUACAAAACCAGUGGCAGUUUGGAAAAAUGCAAUGUCAGAUUUCAGCUUUCUUUCAAGGUUUGAGUUUCAGUGCUUCUCUGUAUAACAUCAUGGUGAUAGCAAUCAAUCGCUGGUGCUGCAUUUGUCAUGGGAUGAAAUAUGACAAGAUAUUCACCAUGAAGAACACCUACUGCUAUAUAUUCCUGACAUGGACAAUUAGCAUCAUUUUAACUUUACCAAAUCCCUUACUGGGAGCUUUAAAAUAUAACCCACAAAUAUACAUUUGUACAUUUUUACCCAGUGUAAAUAAAGCACUUACUAUUGGUAAUACAGUUGGCCUUUUUAUUUUGCCAGUAAGUAUUGUAAUCCUGUGCUAUGCAAAUAUCUGGAUUGUGGUCAUUCAAGUCAAAUACAGACUCAAAAAAGACAGCAAACAAACUCUCCACUCCACAGAUAUGAGGAGCUUUCUGACAAUGUUUGCAGUAUUUGUAGGUUUUGCAUUCUGCUGGGCCCCAUUAAAUAUCCCUGGUUUGAUUGGAGUUUUCAGCUCGCCGGGAAAAGCACCGCAUUUUCCAGACUGGUUGUUUGUUCUUGGUUUCUUUUGUGCAUCCUUUAAUAGCUGCCUUAAUGGUAUUGUUUAUGGAGUUUUUAAUAAGAAUUUCCGCCAGGAGUACAAACGAAUACUUUUGUCACUGUCAACAUUUAUAAUAAGAGGGAAAAAGUGA